Molecule: messenger RNA, 732 nt
Organism: Botrytis fragariae
Lineage: Eukaryota; Fungi; Ascomycota; Leotiomycetes; Helotiales; Sclerotiniaceae
Exons: 1
Coding region: 1-732 (243 amino acids)
Molecular function (GO): ubiquitin protein ligase activity
Source: RefSeq, a predicted model, not a curated record
AUGUCGGUCAAAUCGGAUACCACCACCUUGUCCAUAGAAAUGGCAAAUCUUUCGAUAUCACCAAGUAUUCAACCAACCCCCGAAAGCACCAAACAAGGUGUCAACGAUUCCGAACCCGUCAUCGACGACUGUCCUAUCUGUUGCGAUAAAAUGGACGAACCGGAAAAUAACAUACGAAUGGAACAUUGUUGCAAACGGACUUUCCAUGGGGCAUGUCUUCGAUUGUGGGCAAAUGAACAAACAUCGAUGUAUCGAGAAGGCACUUGCCCAAUGUGUCGAGGUGAAUGGCCAGUCGAAUUCGUCGAACAGCUAUUUGAAGGAUACGAAGAAGAACAUGUGCAGUAUGAGUGUUCAUGUAACGAGGAUUCUUACAUGGGCUUGCUCGCUCCAAAUAUUUUGCAGGGGUUGUCUGAAGAGCAGAAGAGUAGCCUUCGUGAACUCAUCGAGAUGAUCGAGUGGCAGUACCAGCAUAACGAGGGCUAUCCGGAUCCAACGCAACGCCUCCUCAUUGUCUUCAUGAUGUGCCCCGAAGACCCUCUGGACAUUGAUCCUGAAGAAUCAUCCGCGGAUCGCCAGUACGAAGUAAUGAAAAUAUUGUUGGAGUGGGCUUUAGACCACCUUGAAGAAUAUGUAGCUCCGACUUCACAUUCGAACUUCGGAUUGUUUCCUCGCCCGUCCAAUUACGACCACUUUGGCCCUGAGCCCUAUCUCGUCGAGCUCUCCGGGCCCUAG